AUGUUCAUUGCGCGCCGCCAUGAAGCGCCGGGCACUCGGCGAAGCGUCCUAGGCCGUGACGGGAAUACGAAGCAAGGUGCUCUCGUCGACGAGCACGACGCGUCCGUGCAGGUGUGCGCCUCGAUGCGCGCCGUUUCGGAAUCGUCGACGGCAAGAGAAACGAACAGGUUCACCGCAAUCUCGGUGCCAAACGCCACUCGCCUGAGAGCUCUCGGCUCGGAGGGGUUUGGUCGAUGCAGCCUCGACCCGGCCGACGGACACGCGAGCACCCCAGCCGGCGCUGGAUCCGGAUGA
This is a messenger RNA of Drechmeria coniospora, 294 nucleotides long. RefSeq lists its product as uncharacterized. The record is from RefSeq and is a predicted model, not a curated record. The transcript has a single exon. Lineage: Eukaryota; Fungi; Ascomycota; Sordariomycetes; Hypocreales; Ophiocordycipitaceae. The coding region runs from base 1 to 294 and encodes 97 amino acids.